GUGAGGAGGGCUACGAAGGGAACAUGCUAACCCUCGUGGACUACUACAACAACCAAUACGUGGGGAUAAUCGGCAUUGGCUCCCCCCCACAGUACCUCUCCGUGGUCCUCGACACGGGCUCCAGCGACCUGUGGAUACCAGGCAUGGGCUGCACGGCGUGCGGGAAUCACGCCACCUUCGACGGCUCCAAGUCAAGCACCUUCGGCCUCCUCACAGAGGACGGCGGGAACUCAGCGGAGGCCGGAGUGGAGCCGAAGAUGUUCGAGGUCGACUACGGUAGCGGUAGCGUCUUGGGCAUGGAGGGGGUCGACGACGUUAAUCUCGCUGGUCUAGACCUGUCGCAAGUGCUGUUCGGUCUCGUGCUCUACGAGGACCAACAGAUCCGAACGUUCAUGAUGGACGGGAUCGCGGGGCUUGGGUUUGGCGGUCUGAGCAUGGUGACGACGCCCACGCUGCUGGAGCUCCUUCACAGAGAUCAUCCGGAGGUGCCGAACGUGUUCAGCGUCUAUCUGUCGUGCGACCCCUCGGACACGGAAAAGCCGAGCCACAUGCUGUUCGGCAGCUAUGACCUGAGCAUCGUUUCGGAGGGCGCCGCUUGGCACUACACCCCCGUCAUCCGACAUUCUCGAGGCCAACUCAGAUAUUGGACGGUGAAAAUGACGGCCAUGGCUAUGGUGACCAGCUCACCCCUCGCGGACACGGCGGAAGAAGAGGCGACGGCUGAACAGCCGGCGGAAGGUUACGAAAUUCCUCACUUGGGUGGUUCGGCAGAAAUAAAUCUGUGCUCCUCCGGUUGCUACGCCAUCGUCGAUACAGGGACCUCGGGGAUUGCCGUGCCCGAGGACUACUUCUACACGCUCGCGGAACAGAUCACGGAGGCCAGCGGCGCAUCUUGCAAGGGAACCACCUGCUAUGGUACCAAGGGCUCCGACUUCCCUGAUCUGAUGUUCGAGCUGUACCCCUCCAACAGGUUCAUUUUGCGGGGAGAGGACUACACCGUGUGCAACCGCAGGGGCCUUUGCGUGGUGAAGCUGCAGCCGAGCUUCGGCGGCGAUUUUUGGAUCCUCGGGGAUGUUUUCAUCGAGGCGUACUAUACCCUCUUCGACGCGGAGAACCUGAGGGUGGGAUUCGCCUGCACGGGGAACGGGUGUUCUGGCGGCACGUGGCACGGGCAGGGUGGCUUCAUGGAGAUUGAGGACCAAGCGUCUUGGCGAAGUUACGCGUCGACGUUGUCGAUAGUAGUUUGCCUGCUGUCCGCGGGCUACAUCAUCUUCACCUACGCCUCGCCCGCGUACAAGCGCAGGAGGUCCCGAAGGGAGUACGACAUUAUCGCCGGCGGCGCGGCGGCCACGGGUACGGCUACCACACCGGUACCCGGCGGAGCCGCCCCCGCCGGAGGAGGGAGGGGCUCGCCGGGCGGCGACGGGGCAGGGCCUGAAGGGAGUUUACAGGGCGUGGAUGACGUGUUGGGGAAAGGGUGGAAAGCGUACGGGUCGACUGACGAGGCGUCGGCUGGGGCUGGGUGCUUACCACCUUCGAGUAGAUGAUUGACGGAGAUUUGGUAGAUCGGUAGAGAAGUUGUUGCUCUUGUCAUGGGGCUUGGCUGUCGUCCUUGCAGGUUUUGUAAAGAGGGCAGCAAGCGUUUGUUGGUGUAUCAUCUUAAUAGUCGUUGGCGUCAGCCGUCAUCCAGCAGAAGAAGAGGUUUAUUUGUUCUCUUUUGCGGUUGUCCCGUGGGAGAGCAAUGGUGAUAGGGUUAAAUGCACGACCGAACGGGCGUUUUUGUGACUCUCCUGCUCGUGUGUUGAUCGUUUUCCGUUGCCUGUAUGUAUUGUCGGAGGUUUAUCGCACGUAGACCCGUUGUCCAUGCACCGACUGAACUGACGUGUGCGGCGGUGAGGCAGUGCACCGUAUUGGGUGUAUCCUCCGUCAAUCACUCUGUCUCAACCUGUCCUGUCGUUGUGGGUGUCAUCGGGCCGUUUUCCGGACACUGUUGACCCAUCAGAAGAGCACCGCAUAUCUUUCAGUAGGAGAACGGGGUAUGACAAAUACCUAUGCGAGUGUGUGGUUCGUUGUGUCGCGGGACCUACUCAGGGUAACUGUUGCAAAAUGUAAUUCUAUUAACUAGAUCGCCCGUGCGUCGUUUGUCUGGAUACAAUCGUACAUGCGCUCUUGCCUCGAGGACAGUUACACUCAUUCAGCGAGUUGUCGUGGGUACACCUUUUUCCUUUGGGUAACAGACAAAUCGCGCCGUGGAGAACUCUUCUGCGUCUGGAACGGUGUACCCCCCUCUAGGGGCAGUUGGCUUGUAACCACGGAGGGCGUCCGCGCAGUUGGACCAGUACGGACAUUGGAAGGUACGGAGUGGAGAUCCGAACGGUUUCCAAUGUGAAAACAACAGCAACAUACACCAAAAAUGCUGUGUUUACCAUGCUCUGGACCGCCUACGCAGGAUUUUAAGGGUAUCAAUUUUGCUGCGUAGGCCACCGGGGAAAUUCCGCCCCAGCUGAUGAUGUUUCAUGCCAAUUCCACCGUACAGCAGUAGGGCACGGAGCACCGCCAAGAAACAACAGUGGUAGCUGCAGGGAGAGCAGUGAACACAGGGAGGAUGGUAGAACCAGCAACAAGGAGAGAAAGACGAGCGCAAGCAGAUGAACACAUCUCUCUUGACCUGCAACGAACGCUCUUUUUCAUCCGGAAAAGUAUUCGCGUAGCCUCACCCCGCUUUCAGAUCAUGCGGCCGCUUGGUGAAAUGACAGCCCAAAACACAAGGAUGGACAUUCUGGACACAACCCCUUCCAAUUUAUUGGAAAAGUCCAGGUUCCUUGGUCGUCGCUUCCAAGUUUUCAGAACAGAACAAUCCUUUUUGUCGAUGGUUACAAAUUUUGUAGACAGCACAGCAGUACUCUUCUUCUUCCCCUCGCUCCUCGACAAGCUUUUGCUUAGACAUGGGUUGUAGCGAAGGGGGGGGUCUCUCUGGCGAGCAGGGCUAGACUCACCCUCAAGGGAUGACCGAAACCUUCUUGCUGCUGCGCAUCCGCCGCGAGGCGUGCGUGUGGUGGUGGAGUUGGGUCGGCACUGAUGGGGUCAGGCGGGAAAAUGUAGAUGCGCGGGCCUUUCUGGCCGUCGGCGUUGGCAGUGAUGCCCAUCUCAUUUUUGUGCGCGGAGGCAGACACCAUCAGAAAGGUGGACGGGCACUACACGGCCCUAGGUUUGCUAGAGGGAGCUGUAUUGCCUCAGUAACCUGGCUUCGCCAUCAAAGGAGGAGGGAGCAGGUGGCGACGAGCUGAACUAGGCUGGUAUUGACCAUUCGGCGCGAGAAUUUAUUUUGUUCAGACCAAGAACCUUGAGUGCAAUGAGGGAGAAAGCGAGGAACGGACUGGGAAGGACAGCAACGAGAGCGUGUACGGACGGAGCAGGUCGAGUGGCGUUUUGCUCGGGCUGACUACAGCGGCGCCGGAUGGAGCAGUGGCACCGGAGCAUGCGGGCGACAUCGGACCGUGGCGCACGGACAAACAUUUCUAUCUGUGUUGUCAAUUUUUUUCGUUUUUUUUCUGACUUUCCGUGUUGGUUUUGUGUGAUGACAUCGUCACCGGUUUUGUAGAGAGACCCGUCAGAGAUGACGUGGCUAACCCGGGUGCAUUGGUUUUGUGCCUGAUCGUGGAAGACCCCUUCAAUGUGGAACGAUUCUUAGCUAGUGUCGAUAUUUUUCACUGCAGUGCCUAACACAGACGAUCGGGAGAGAUUCGGGUGAUUGUCAAUUGCUGCUAUGAUGGCUUUGGUUGGUUGUUCUUUUUCACUGUACGGCCGCAGACACAUUCUGACAGCACUUCAAGCAUCAGCUUUGUGCCCCGCCAGCUUCUUGUUCCAUGCCUACCAUGGUGUUUUUGUACAGACAGCACUUCAGACAGCAGUAUGCUGUAGUCGGCAAUCUUCCGUUUUGGUAUAGAGUGGGACAGGGAGGGGGUGAUGCUACUGUAGUCGAACGGUGGGACGGACGUGCAGUUCAGUUGUUGGGCACGCAUACGGUGCUGCAGGGAUUUUUAGGUGUACCUCCUCGGGCUCUUGGAUACCUUUUUCUCGUUAUAUGUGUGCGUGUUCUUUAGAUCCU
Messenger RNA from Ectocarpus sp. CCAP 1310/34, 4108 nucleotides. The record is from the annotation of a GenBank genome assembly. Lineage: Eukaryota; Phaeophyceae; Ectocarpales; Ectocarpaceae.